AUGGUCAUUUUAGUGGAAGACGAGAAUGGCGCGGGCUAUAGUAGAGAUGAUAGGGACUUGAUUAGGCUGGGGAAGAAUCCUGUCCUGAAGCGCAAUUUUGGAUUUUGGUCUAUCUUGGGCUUCUCGUGCACUGUCCUGAUCACUUGGGAGGGGAUGUUCGUGGUUUCUACGCAGAGCCUGGUGAAUGGAGGUCCUGCGGGUGUUAUCUGGGGAUAUCUCAUCGUUUGGGUUGGGACUCUUUCGAGCUUCGUUGUAUUAUCAGAAUUGGCUUCGAUGGCACCUACCGCAGGAGGCCAGUAUCAUUGGGUUGCGAUGCUAGCUCCGGAUCGUUCGAGACGCUUCUUAAGCUACAUUACUGGCUGGAUCACAUUAGCUGGCUGGCAAGCAGUCACUGCUUCCGCAGCAUACCUCAUAGGAUCCCUUCUGCAAAGUGUUAUUAUCUUGUUAAAACUAGAUUACAUCCCUCAGCUAUGGCAGACCAUGCUCUUCUUUUGGGCGAUAUUGGCCUUCUCAGUAUUUAUUAACACUGUCGCAAGUAGGACCCUUGCUCAUUUCGAGAGUUUGACACUCAUAUUACACAUCCUCGGAUUUCUUGGCAUCUUGAUUCCUCUGGUCUGCCUUGCUCCACACGGAGAUAGCUCUAUCUUCACAACGUUUGUCAAUGAAGGCGCAUGGCCUACGAAGGGAUUGUCGUUCAUGAUUGGCCUACCGACCUCAGUGUUCUCACUCAUUGGUGCCGAUUCUGCCGUGCAUAUAAAAAACGCCUCGAUCGCAGUGCCUCGAGCUAUGAUUAUCAGCAUCGCACUUAACGGCAUUCUCGGAUUUGCGAUGAUGAUCGCAUAUCUCUUCUGCCUAGGAGACCUUGACGCUGUGCUAGAGUCGCAAGAAACACUGGGCUACCCAUUCCUAUUCGUGUUUCAAACCGGGGUAAAAUCAACUCCGGGGGCGGCAGUGAUGGGUUUGGUGAUCGUAGUUCUUGGUAUAAGCAGUACCGUGGGCGUUUUAGCAUCAUCAUCAAGAAUGCUUUGGUCGUUCGCAAGAGACCAAGGAGUACCAAAUUGGAGGACAUUUAUCAAGCUUGAGCGUCGCACUUCCAUUCCCAUGUAUGCCAUCGCAUUUACAACAACCAUCUCUGUGCUUCUAUCACUUAUCACGCUCGGCUCAAGUGUUGCUUUCAACAAUAUCGUCAACCUGAGUGUCGCCGGCUUAUAUUCUUCUUAUCUACUUACCUGUGUACUUUUCCUUUGGCGACGUACACAAUCACAGGGAAUUAAGCCGUACGACCUAAAUGCGUCAAGGGUUGGCCCUGGAAACCUGCAUUGGGGACCCUGGCGCAUUCACGGCGUACUAGGCGUGCUUAAUAACGCAUUCGCUUGCGUUUAUUUGCUGGUGCUGUGGUUUUGGGCGUUUUGGCCCCCAGAUAUACCAGUUACACCGCAGAAUAUGAAUUUUAACGUGCUGACAUUUGGGGCGGUGGUACUGUUUGCCGUUGCUUGGUAUGUUGUGCGCGGUAGAAAGGUUUACAUCGGUCCAAUCGUGGAGGUAACACUGUAG
Annulohypoxylon maeteangense is the source of this 1554-nucleotide messenger RNA. Its product is annotated as putative GABA permease. Gene Ontology annotation, cellular component: membrane. The transcript is spliced from 10 exons. Gene Ontology annotation, biological process: transmembrane transport. The coding region runs from base 1 to 1554 and encodes 517 amino acids. The record is from RefSeq and is a predicted model, not a curated record. NCBI's taxonomy places the organism in Eukaryota, Fungi, Ascomycota, Sordariomycetes, Xylariales, Hypoxylaceae. Gene Ontology annotation, molecular function: transmembrane transporter activity.